Messenger RNA from Nannospalax galili (Upper Galilee mountains blind mole rat), 5013 nucleotides. It is a transcript of the gene Plekhg3, whose product is annotated as pleckstrin homology and RhoGEF domain containing G3. Lineage: Eukaryota; Metazoa; Chordata; Mammalia; Rodentia; Spalacidae. Gene Ontology annotation, molecular function: guanyl-nucleotide exchange factor activity. Bases 277 to 4404 code for a protein of 1375 amino acids. The record is from RefSeq and is a predicted model, not a curated record. The transcript has 19 exons.
CUGGCCGAGACUUCCUGCCAGGCGCUGGGGGAGUCGCGCGUGGACGAGGGGUCCCCGGGGUCCCGCAUCGCAGCGGGGGGCGGCAAGGACGGCGGAGCGGCUGGCGGAGGGCGGGAGCAGCCGGCACCCCCGGCCCCUUCCGAGAGCGACUUUCAAACUCGGCGCCCGAGUCGCGCCGCCACCUGGGCAGCUCCGCGCACCGUGCACGUCGGGAGCCGGCGGGACGGCCAUCGCUCGAAUCUUCCUGAGGUGAUUGUCCCAGGCAGCAAUGCCAGGAUGCCUGUCUCUACUGCCCUCCACCAAGAUGGCAGCCAGGAGCGACCGCCAAGCCUGACGUCCACUACUUCCUCCGGCUCCUCUCGUGACAGCCAUAGUGCCAUGGAGGAGCCCACUGGCUCUGAGGCUUCAGCCCAGAAUGGGGCAGGCUCCCCUCGGGGCCGGCAUAUCCCCAACAGCAACAAUAACUCCAGCAGCUGGUUAAACAUGAAGGGACCCCUCUCCCCAUUCAACAGCCGUGCAGGGACAGGCCCUGCUCACCAUAAGCUCAGCUACCUGGGCCGAGUGGUGCGGGAGAUUGUGGAAACAGAACGCAUGUAUGUUCAGGACCUGCGCAGCAUUGUAGAGGACUACCUCUUGAAGAUCAUCGACACCCCUGGGCUUCUGAAACCAGAGCAAGUCAGUGCCCUCUUUGGGAACAUAGAGAGCAUCUAUGCACUGAACAGCCAACUCCUCAGAGACCUGGACAGCUGCAAUAGUGAUCCCGUGGCUGUGGCCAGCUGCUUUGUGGAAAGGAGCCAAGAGUUUGAUAUCUACACCCAGUAUUGUAACAACUACCCCAAUUCUGUGGCGGCCCUGACAGAGUGCAUGCGUGACAAGCAGCAGGCCAAGUUCUUCCGUGACAGGCAGGAGCUACUGCAGCACUCCCUGCCCCUGGGAUCCUACCUGCUGAAGCCAGUCCAGCGCAUCCUUAAGUACCACCUGCUACUCCAGGAAAUUGCUAAACAUUUUGAUGAAGAAGAGGAUGGCUUUGAGGUAGUUGAGGAUGCCAUUGACACCAUGACGUGUGUGGCCUGGUACAUCAAUGACAUGAAGAGGAGACAUGAGCAUGCGGUUCGGCUGCAGGAGAUUCAGUCACUGCUCAUCAACUGGAAGGGACCAGACCUUACCACCUAUGGAGAGCUGGUUCUGGAGGCCACCUUCCGUGUACACCGAGUGCGAAAUGAGAGAACUUUCUUCCUCUUUGACAAGAUACUGCUCAUCACGAAGAAGCGGGGCGAUCACUUUGUCUACAAGGGUCACAUUCCGUGCUCCUCGCUAAUGCUGAUCGAAAGCACCAGAGACUCUCUGUGCUUCACCGUCACCCACUACAAGCACAGCAAACAGCAGUAUAGCAUCCAGGCCAAGACAGUGGAAGAGAAACGGAGUUGGACUCACCACAUCAAGAGGCUCAUUCUGGAGAACCACCAUGCCACCAUCCCCCAGAAGGCCAAAGAAGCCAUCUUGGAAAUGGACUCUUAUUACCCCAGUCGGUAUCGCUAUAGCCCAGAGAGACUGAAGAAGGCUUGGUCCUCCCAGGAUGAGGUGUCUACCCAUGUGCGCCAAGGACGCCGGCAGUCUGAGCCUGGCUACACCCUGUCCAGCAGCACAACACUCCCCAGCAGGCAGCGAGGAUUCGAGAUGCCAGGCCUUAAGAGCCGUAGAAAGUCGGAACCGACCAGACAUCUGCUCAGACAACUGAAUGAGAAAGCAACCAGAGCAUCGGGAAUGAAGCAUGCGGGCAGUGCCGGAGCCCUUCUGGACUUUGGGCAGCCAUCUUGUGCACAGGACCCGCAGCCAGAGGCUGAGGGGGUUGCCAGGGAGGAGCUCGAGGAAGAGGAGGAGGAGGAGAUAGUGGAGGAGGAGGAGGAGGAGGAACAGCAGCAGCGGACCUUUCCAGUCUCCCUGGAAGACCUGGCAGGGAGUGAAGGAAGUGAGAAGGUGCCUGGGCCAGAGCACCCAGGUUCAGAGGAGGAUGAGGAGGAGGAGGAGGAGGAGAGUCUGGCAGUGGCGGAGCAGGUAGCUGACUUUGCCAGCUCCCUGCUGGCCGCCCUCCACUGCUGGCACUAUCGGGCCAACGCUUUACUUUUCUCCCGGGGUGCUAUGGGGAAAGAGCACAGGGAGUCUGAAGGCUCCAAGAGCUGCAGAAGGUCCAGCAACCGGUCUCCAACCAGUGCAGAGAAGCGGAUGAGCUUCGAGUCCAUCUCCUCCCUGCCAGAGGUUGAGACAGAUCCUGAGCCUGGGGCUGAGCAGGAGGUCUUUGCCACCUUGGAAGGUCCCAGCACUGAGGAGAUGUCUUCAGACCCAGAAUCUCCAGAAGUCCUAGAAAAACAGCUCGAUGCCCCCCAGGGGUUGCUGGGGGUGGACCACCCAGCUGAUGUGGUGGACUUCAUGGUAGCCGAGUGUACUGAGGACCUUAAGGCCUUGAGCAGUGAGGAGGAGGAGGAAAUGGCAGCAUCCCAGGAAUCUGAGAGCCUCCUGCCACCCUCUGUGCUGGACCAGGCCAGUGUCAUCGCUGAGCGGUUUGUCAGCAGCUUCUCUCGGCGGAGCAGCCUGGCACUGGAGGAUGGCAAGUCCAGCAGCCUGGGGACACCACGACUGGUCAGCCGGAGCAGCAGUGUGCUGAGUCUAGAGGGCAGUGAGAAGGGCCUGGCCCAGUGGGGCAGCGCUGUGGACUCCCUCAGCUCCCCACCCACCCCAGAAGUGUUUAUCAAUGCAAGUGUGGCCACAGACAAUGGCCUGUCUGUCAAUGGAGCAGAAUCUGCAAAUGCAGGCUGCCCCUUGGAGCCCAACAGAUCUUCCUGCAAGAAGGAGUCUGCACUUUCCACCCGUGACCGGCUGUUGCUGGACAAAAUUAAGAGCUACUACGAAAAUGCCGAACACCAUGAUGCUGGCUUCAGCAUCCGGCGCCGGGAGAGCCUCUCUUAUAUCCCUAAAGGACUGGUGCGUAGCUCUGUGUCCAGGUUCAACAGCCUUCCCAGGCCAGAUCCAGAGCCAGCAGUUCCAGUGGGGUGCAAGAGGCAAGGGGGCUCACGGCCAGCCUCAUGGGCCCUGUUUGACCUCCCAGGACCCAGCCAGUCAGGCACAGGGGACCCAGCUCCUGUUACAGAUGCUGAGUUCCGUCCGUCUUCAGAAAUUGUGAAGAUGUGGGAAAGAAUGGAGUCUUCCGAGGGGAGUCCACGGACAGGGCCAGGCCAGAGUCAGGCCAAUGGCUUUGAGCUGCAAGAACCACUCUUCAUCCUAGAGGAGCAUGAGUUGGGGGCCAUCACAGAGGAGUCAGCUGUUGCCUCUCCGGAAAGUGCCUCUCCCACUGAGCAGCCCAGCCCAGCCCACCUGGCCCGUGAGCUAAAAGAGCUGGUGAAGGAGCUGAGCAUUGGUGCCCAGGGGGAAUUGGUCACCCCACUGCACCCCCGUAUUGUGCAGCUCUCCCAUGUGAUGGACAGCCACGUGAGUGAGCGUGUCAAGAACAAGGUCUACCAGCUGGCCCGCCAGUAUAGCCUCCGGAUUAAGAACAUCAAGUCGGUGUCAGCUAGGCCACCUCUGCAGUGGGAAAAGGCAGCUCCCGAGAGGGAUGAGCAGAGCCCCACCAUCCCCUAUCUGCAGGAAGAGGCUGGAGAGCUUUCAGGGAGCAAAGGUAGGAGAAGGCCUGUGCUGUCCCUCCUCAGCUAUGAGCAGCUGAUGGCCCAGGAGCUUAGUCCCACCAAGCCCUCCCCUGCUGGGGAGACCUCACCACGCCAGUUCUCCUUCAGCCCUUCUGCUGUCAGCACAAGAACCACCUCUCCCGGGUCCCGGCCCUCUACUCGGAGCCCUCUCAGCCCCUUUGACACUGAGACCUUCAACUGGCCUGAUGUCCGAGAGCUCUGUUCCAAAUAUACCUCUCACGACAAGGCUGCUCAGGCAGACGGCAAACGGCCUUGUGGCCUGCCAGUCAACCGGAGCCUCUCCUUGCCUGAGAACAUAGUGGAACCUCCUGUGUCUGGCAGAGUGGGCCGCUGCUGCAGCCUGAACGCCAAGAGAGGCCACACUGGUGGGGAGGCCUCCCAGCUUUCACCUCCUGGAUCUCUGCCCCAAAACAGGCUGAAUGGAGGUGCAGCCCUUUAUAUCACUGCAGACCUCACCCUGGAGAACAACCAGCGGGUGAUUGUCAUGGAGAAGGGGCCCCAUCCUUGCCCCACUCUGGGGUUGGAUGAGGAGGGCAAUGGGCAGGGACCAAGCUCACCAAAGGCCUUGGGACAGGACCAAGAUUUCCAGGAGUCUGCAGAAUACCGGCCCAAGGAAGGAGGUCCCAGGGACCCAGCAGACAUAAGCAAGAAGGGCAGAGUGAGAAAUCUGAGGGAGAAAUUCCAGGCCUUGAACUCCAUGGGUUGACUGACUCCUUCAGGAGGGAGGAGCCACAUUAGGAUAGGGAAGAACCUGGCAUGCUUCCCCUAGGUCAGGCUGGGCUUACAGGAGCCUGACUUGGGGUCUCACUUAAAGCUGUUCCUUCACUCUUUUUGAAGAGUGAUCUGGAGAGCACAUGUCUGCUGCCUAUGUUCCCCUCCCUCCCAGACUUCCACCCCUGGACCUAUGAUAACUUUCCUCAGGCCCAGAUGAGCCACUUCCCUUGUAAAUACUUCUGUGAUAAGCCAAAUGUUUUAUUUAAGCUCAUUCUGCCCAGGGAGAGCAAGCACUGCCCAGGUUUCCAGCACCGGCUGGCCACUGCCUGGAUGAAGACUCAAGGGGGAGGACCCAGGAAACAGCCUGGACAGCCUUUGUGCUUUAACUGCCUUUUUUAAGGACCCAGGCAGAAAUGAGACCAAUAAUUUAUUGCUUUCCAUUCUGUGGUAUGUGUAUGUGAGUGAGUGGGUGUCCUGUGAAGAAUGUAACGGACUUAGUUCAGGUAUUCUGGAAGGUUGUCUUGCUGGCCUUGUGGUUGUCGCUAAUGUACACACAUUUCAAUAUUUGCCAAUGGUGCAAUAACCACUGCUGACCAACCAA